AUGAGCGCAACAAUAGAGUCACUGCCAGCAGUCGACCAACUGAUCGAGCACGAUGGAAAGUCAUACAGUACCGUCAAGGAGGGUCUAGCAUACAUCUUGGUGCCUCCAAAUGCACGCACAGAACAGGAUCCGAAAUCAAAGAAGAAGGACGACGGUGAACAGCAAGCUCAGAGCGUCUUCUACAACCCUAUUCAACAGUUCAACCGCGAUCUGUCUGUCCUCGCAAUCAAGGCUUUCGGCGAACACAUGUGUGCUAUCAGGAUGCAAGCCCAUGAGAAGAAGGUCGAGCAGAGUGCCAAGAAGAGGGAGCGAAAGAGACAAGCCGAAGACAACGAGGGAGAGGAAAAGAGAAGGAAGGGCAACGACGGCGCUGCUGUAGUGCCCGUAGAACAGAACGGGGCCGACACAGAAGCCACGACAACAGCAGGAGCUCCGGAAGCAAGCGUCGAGCCCAAGUUCCGUGUGCUGGACGCUCUCUCUGCCUCUGGUCUGCGAGCUCUGCGUUAUGCUCAAGAGAUACCUUUUGCGACGACGGUUGUGGCUAACGACAUGUCUCCGGCAGCCGUCGAGGCCAUUCGUCUCAACGUCCAACACAACAAGCUGACGGACAAGAUCACUCCUUCUACCGGCAAUGCUAUCGGCCACAUGUACAAUGCUGCCUACUACACCCCGAGCCCUGAGGAUGGCCCUUCGGCACACACUCAACUCAAGUACGACGUUAUUGACCUGGAUCCCUAUGGUACCGCUGCUCCCUUCCUCGACGCUGCCGUUCAAGCGCUGAACGACGGCGGACUGCUCUGCGUUACUUGCACCGACGCCGGCGUCUUUGCUUCCUGCGGCUACGUCGAGAAGACUUACUCUCUAUACGGCGGAACACCCCUCAAGGGCCCUCACUCGCACGAAGCCGGCCUUCGUCUUAUCCUCAACUCAAUUGCCAAGGCUGCUGCCGUUCAAGGCAUCGCUAUCGAACCUCUUCUGUCUCUCAGCAUCGAUUUCUACGCUAGAGUAUGGGUUCGCGUCAGAAAGUCUCCUGCUGAUGUCAAGUUCCUGGCUGGAAAGACCAUGCUUGUGCAUCAAUGCGACACUGGUUGUGGUAGCUUCCAAAUCCAACCUCUGGCCAGACAUACUGCUCAAAAGAACUACACCAAUUACAAGCAUACUGCAUCUUUGUCUACCGGUGAGAGCAGAUGCCCUCAUUGUGGUUUCAAGACUCACGUUGCUGGUCCUAUGUGGGCUGGUCCUCUGCACAACCCAUACUUCAUCCGUCGCAUCCUAGACAUGCUUCCUGACCUGGACAAGUCUACUUAUGGAACUACUACCCGUAUCGAAGGUAUGCUUACCUCGGCUCUAGACGAGUUGGACACCCUGGAAAACAGCCUUCAGACCUUCAAGGGUGAGACUGAAGCUCCCUUCAUCCCUUCCAUUCCAGGCCAUGUGACCGACCCACACCCUUUCUUCUUCAUCCCUAGCUAUCUGUGCAAGGUUUUGCAUUGCCAGUCUCCUUCCGAAGCUGCUAUCAAAGGAGCUCUUCGUCACGCUGGCUUUAUCGCCACUCGCUCGCAUACUAAGCCUGGCACCAUCAAGACCAAUGCUAGUUACGAGGCAAUCUGGGAGAUAAUCAGGGAAUGGAGUCGUCAGAAGGCGCCCGUGAAGGAGGGAAAGGUUGGCGAGACUCAGGCUGGCUACAAGAUCCUGCAGAAGAUGAGAAAGGUCGAUGAAGCCGAGGAGAAGAAAGAUGGCGAGGAGAACGGAGAAAAGAGCGAAGACGAACCAGCAACGCAGCCCCCUGCCGAUAUCUUCAAGUUCAAGAUCAAGUUCGAUGAGAGAUUGGGCAAAGACCAGCACAGCAAGAAGCUCAUGCGUUACCAGACCAACCCUAGAGCAAACUGGGGCCCCAUGAGCCGUGCUAAGGGCGCAAGCUAG
Molecule: messenger RNA, 1923 nt
Organism: Aureobasidium pullulans EXF-150
Lineage: Eukaryota; Fungi; Ascomycota; Dothideomycetes; Dothideales; Saccotheciaceae
Product: N2,N2-dimethylguanosine tRNA methyltransferase
Exons: 2
Coding region: 1-1923 (640 amino acids)
Biological process (GO): tRNA N2-guanine methylation
Cellular component (GO): nucleus
Molecular function (GO): RNA binding
Source: RefSeq, a predicted model, not a curated record